This is a messenger RNA of Rattus rattus (black rat), 2131 nucleotides long. Its product is annotated as butyrophilin subfamily 1 member A1-like. Gene Ontology annotation, molecular function: signaling receptor binding. Gene Ontology annotation, cellular component: external side of plasma membrane. The record is from RefSeq and is a predicted model, not a curated record. Gene Ontology annotation, biological process: T cell receptor signaling pathway; regulation of cytokine production. Lineage: Eukaryota; Metazoa; Chordata; Mammalia; Rodentia; Muridae.
ACAGGUGUGGAGCCAUAGAAUACAGGGUCCAAGGUAUUCCUGAGGAUGGGGCUGGGCCCAGGCUCCAUGUGUGGGGGUCACAGGCAGUAUGUGGCUAAGGGGGAGUUGGAGUCAUGGUGUCUAUACUGGGCUCUCCUCAAGGCCGUGGGACAGGAAGAGCCUAUAUUUCUGUGUAGAGCUUGGUUGCCCUAGAGCUGGGACUGGGGUGGGAAUUAAAGUAAUAGCUUCCUCUCAGAUGACUUGACGUCCCCAGCUGCCCAGUCUUCUGCAGGGCUGAGAGCAGCCCAUGUCGGGCCAUUUCUCAGUGUUGGCUUGUGGGGAGCCUUCACCCUGUGUGCACAGAUAAGUCUUGGUCCUGUGGGCAGAUUUCCUCCCUCAGCCAUGCAGUCUCUGAUGAGGGGUCCAACAUCUGGGUGGAUCUUGCCUUCUGCUGCCUGCCCCAGGGUGUUUACCAGCCUCUCCUGUUUCUCUUUUUAGCUCCGCAGAGAUGGGAAUUUACUGCAAGCCUUCUCUGCUCUUCCAGGACUCCUGCCUGUUGGUCCUUACACAGCUGCUUUGCUGGGUGACCGCAAAAGGCUUCUGGGUCUUUGGUCCCUCAGACCCCAUUGUGGCCGCACCAGGUAGGGAAGCCACCCUUCCCUGCUCCGUGUUUCCAGCCAUGAGUGUGGAGAACAUGGAGGAGCUGAGGUGGUUCCGCACCAGAUUCUCAGAAGCAGUCUUUGUCUAUCGGGACCAAGAGGAGAAGAAGGAAGAGCAGAUGCGUCAGUAUUCUUGGCGGACCUCGCUGGUGAAGGACCAGUUCCAUGAAGGCAAGGCUGCCGUGAGGAUCCAAAAUGUCCAGGAGUCAGAUAGUGGGAUAUACGUCUGCCACUUCAAACAGGGACACUUCCGUGAAGAGGCCAUCUUGGAACUGAAGGUGGCAGCGAUCGGCUCUGUCCCUGAAGUGUACAUCAAAGGUCCAGAAGAUGGUGGAGUGUGUGUUGUGUGCAUGACUUCAGGGUGGUACCCAGAGCCCCAGGUGCAUUGGAGAGACUCCAGAGGAGAGAAUCUCCCAGCAUCCUCAGAGACCCUCCAUGAAGAUGCUGAAGGACUGUUCAGCACAGAGACCUCACUGGUGCUGAGAGACAGCUCUGUGAGGAAUGUGACCUGCUCCACCUUCAAUCCCGUCCUGGGUCAGGAGAAAGCCAUGGCCAUGGUCAUCCCAGAGCCCUUCUUCCCUCAGGCCUCUCCCUGGAAGGCAGCUUUUCUCGUGAUCCUGACCAUGAUGGGACUUCUAAUCUCAGGGACAAUGCUUCUCAGAAGGAACAUUCUGGAAGAUUGGAGGAAAGCCGCCUACCAUCGCGGUUUUGAUCAGGUGAUGGCAGAGGCCCUGGCUGCUGACCUCAGCGGGAAGAGGAUAAUCAGCCAGGAGCUGUUGGCAUAUCUGAGUACUGGACAGGACCUUCCAUUUUUGUUAACUGUCUCGACAGGUAAUUUCACUCUGGAUCCAGCCUCUGCCCACCCCAUCCUUGUUGUCUCCCAAGAUAGGAUGAGCGUGACCCGGAAGGACACUACCAUGUGCUUGGAUGACCUCUUUUGUGUGCUAGGCACCAACGGCAUCUCUUCUGGAAGAUAUUACUGGGAGGUGAAGCUAAGGAACAGUGACAGCAGCACGUGGACUCUGGGGGUCUGUAGGGAAGGUGUGGAGAGGAAAGGGUGUUUCUCAGAGAGGCCAGAGAAGGGGUUUUGGACAGUGGGGCAGUCUAGUAGUGGGUAUUGGGCCUAUGUUGACUCUGGGAGGGCUUCCUUAGCCAUCAGGCAAGCUCCGCAGAGUGUGGGGGUGUUUGUGGACUAUGACGAAAGGAACAUCUCCUUCUAUAACAUGAGUGACAAGUCCCACCUUUUCUCCUUCCACGAGGCUUCCUUCUCAGGGACUCUCCUUCCAUACUUUCGGCUUAAGUCUGGAAAUAUCUCGAUGACUGUCAGCUCCAUGGCCUGUGUGUCUGAGGGGCAGCAGGAGGGAAGAGGAGAGAAAAAGGGGGGGGGAACAAAGGAGGAGGGGCAAAGAGAGAGGGAAGAAUUUCCCAUGUGGAUCACUGCUCAAGUCGGCAGUGUCACUCCUGUGUCAAGCCGCAGGUCAAAGCCUCCAUGA